AUAAGUAGGUACCUCAUUUCUGAAUUAAGAAAGAGACAAUGAACAACUCUUUAGAAUACUUAGCAUAUCCUGCAAUUGUUGCUAAUCACAGACAAACUACAGCUUUUAAGAAGAAAUUGGAUAUCGGGCACCAUGAAGCUCACAAGAACAGAGUGGAAGUAGCAAAGCCUACAGUUGAUACCAAACCUCCAGUGGCACAUACACACCAUAUUUUAAAACUAAGCAAAUUACAGGGUGAACAAAAAAGAUUCAAUAAAAUCGAAUAUGAAAACAAGCAACUAUGUCAAAAAAUUGCCGAUGCUCAGCGUGGUCGUCCCUCAGUGGAUUGCUGGAACGAAUACUUUUCCAAGAGCUUAAAUAGAGAAACUCGCAACAGGGAAUUAGUGAGAAUUACUGUGGAGAAUCAAGGAAUUCUUCGGAGGAUUGGAGACCGUAAACCGCACUAUGACCGAAGGGCAUCAGAGAUAGACUGGCAGAAUUCCAGACGAUAUAUAAAAAAUACCACAAGAUACCUUCUCUACAAAAAAGACUAGAAAAGUCUACAUGGGAAAAAACCCAGAAAAGAUGCGGUGAUCUCGUCAACUUGGAUUAUCAUGGAAUUCCCAAAUGGAUGAAUGAUUAGACCUUCGGAAGCUACAAUAAAUAAGUUACAUCUACAACUCUGCAUCUAGAGACAGAAAUGCAACCUGCCACCAGAAAAAAAGAUGCAAGUACAUUUUUAUUGUUUGUUUUAAACAAAAGACAUUUCACUUUGAGACUGUAUUACUCUUUUAGACAUAGAUCAAAAAGAAAAAGAAAAAGGUGAUCCUCGAGCUACAAGUUGAUUUCUACAGUCCCCCAAAAAACUCGUGACAAAAUCAAGGUUAAAAACCAACCCAUCAAACAGAUGCCAUUCUUAGAAAAAUUCUGUUAAAAAGCACAUUGAGACCACAGUGCAUAGAUUUUAUUGCUGACUAUAUGAGUCGGCACACCUGACUUUUAGAGUGAAGGGAUGGUUUGACAUCCCUGUAUUUAUUUAUAGGAUAUACAAAUUAUUCUCUGUCUUUUGAAUGUCAUUGAUUCUAUGUGAUGCAGAAAUAUUCUUCCUUGUUUGUUGGCUCUGAACUACAUCUUUUGAGAAUGGCCACUGUACUUAUCCCUAAAAAAAGCCCCAUAGUUAUUAAAGAUAUUUCUAAGAGAUACUAUUUCUGGGAGUGUAAUCACCCACUCAUGCCCUCAAGGCUAUGAUGAGGCUAAACUGGUCAUUGAAAAAUUGGAUUUGAAACUAAUGUCUUCAAACAUGUCUGUAUUUUAGCAUGGUAGCCACAAUGCAUGAUCUGUGACCACUAAGACAGUACAGUAUGAUGAAUUGGGG
This is a messenger RNA of Sarcophilus harrisii (Tasmanian devil), 1354 nucleotides long. RefSeq names its product CFAP97 domain containing 1 (gene CFAP97D1). Bases 39 to 533 code for a protein of 164 amino acids. NCBI's taxonomy places the organism in Eukaryota, Metazoa, Chordata, Mammalia, Dasyuromorphia, Dasyuridae. The transcript has 6 exons. Gene Ontology annotation, biological process: sperm axoneme assembly. The record is from RefSeq and is a predicted model, not a curated record.